Molecule: messenger RNA, 1868 nt
Organism: Leptosomus discolor (cuckoo roller)
Lineage: Eukaryota; Metazoa; Chordata; Aves; Leptosomiformes; Leptosomidae
Source: RefSeq, a predicted model, not a curated record
GUUACCUAAGAAAAGAAGAACGUGACUCGGCUGCUGCUCUGUCAUGAUGGGGUCAGUUGUGUGGGAAUGUGGUUAAACGUUUUAAUACCUUGACCUCACAGAUGCUAUAUAAUACUGAGAAAAGAAAAAGCAAGAUUUCUCACACGUGGGUCUCAAAAACAUCAUCUCCUGGACUGAGCUAAGAAUGUUGUACACCAAGAGCAUUCCAGUUUUGAAGAACCUGAAACAAGGACUGAAAACAUCACCGUCGAAGUGAGAACUGGGGGUACAUGAGGAGCUGAAAGAGCUUUCUGACGGGGCUCAGUAACCGGCCUGUUCCCAGCGAGGAAGGAUGGCUGUUAGCUGGAUGUUCUGCUACCUUUGGCUUUUGGAUGUUUUGGUGGGGCACACGAGAGGGCACAGUUUGUUUUCUUGUGAGCCCAUCAUCUUGCGGAUGUGCCAGGAUCUGCCUUACAAUACCACCUUUAUGCCUAAUCUUCUGAAUCAUUAUGACCAGCAAACAGCAGCAUUAGCAAUGGAGCCCUUUCAUCCGAUGGUGAAUCUGGAAUGCUCCAGGGAUUUUCGACCAUUUCUGUGUGCCCUCUACGCUCCUGUGUGCAUGGAGUACGGCCGUGUCACGCUCCCUUGUCGCAGACUCUGUCAAAGAGCGUACAGUGAGUGCUCCAAACUCAUGGAGAUGUUUGGGGUCUCUUGGCCUGAGGAUAUGGAGUGCACAAGAUUCCCAGAUUGUGAUGAGCCGUAUCCUCGCCUCGUUGACCUCAAUUUAGCUGGGGAGCCCACAGAAGAGGCCCCAAUGGCAGUACAGAGGGAUUACGGUUUUUGGUGUCCUCGGGAGUUGAAAAUAGACCCUGAUCUGGGUUACUCUUUCCUGAGGGUACGGGACUGUUCCCCUCCUUGCCCAAAUAUGUACUUUCGGCGUGAAGAGCUCUCUUUUGCUCGCUACUUCAUCGGAGUGAUCUCCAUCGUCUGCCUUUCUGCCACCUUGUUUACUUUUUUAACUUUUCUGAUCGAUGUCACAAGAUUUCGCUAUCCAGAGAGACCGAUAAUAUUUUAUGCUGUCUGUUACAUGAUGGUGUCGCUAAUUUUCUUCAUUGGCUUUCUGCUUGAAGACCGAGUAGCGUGUAAUGCAUCCAGCCCUGCCCAGUACAAGGCUUCCACGGUGACACAGGGCUCUCACAACAAAGCUUGCACCAUGCUUUUCAUGGUGCUCUAUUUCUUUACCAUGGCUGGCAGCGUUUGGUGGGUCAUUCUUACCAUCACGUGGUUCUUGGCAGCUGUGCCAAAAUGGGGCAGUGAAGCAAUCGAGAAGAAAGCGUUGCUCUUCCACGCCAGUGCCUGGGGCAUUCCAGGAACUCUGACCAUCAUCCUCUUAGCCAUGAAUAAAAUUGAAGGUGACAAUAUUAGCGGCGUAUGUUUUGUUGGCCUCUAUGAUGUGGAUGCAUUAAGAUACUUUGUACUUGCCCCUCUCUGCCUGUAUGUGGUGGUUGGAGUUUCCCUCCUGCUAGCUGGCAUUAUCUCUCUCAAUCGGGUUCGCAUUGAAAUCCCGUUAGAAAAAGAGAACCAGGACAAACUAGUGAAGUUCAUGAUCCGGAUUGGCGUGUUCAGUGUUCUGUACCUCGUGCCGCUCUUGGUUGUAAUUGGCUGCUAUUUCUAUGAGCAGGCUUACCGAGGCGUGUGGGAGACGACGUGGAUUCAAGAGCGCUGCAGAGAAUAUCACAUCCCGUGUCCCUAUCAGAUCGUUUUAGAUGUCUCCAAACUAACAGUAGCCGUCCUGCAGAACCGAUUCAACACGGGGAAGCUUUCUUAUGAGCAGGUGCCAGACGAAAAGCAACGGUGGUGGAAAAGUAAUGGUAGGCUGCGAGCCAAGG